This is a messenger RNA of Micropterus salmoides (largemouth bass), 2545 nucleotides long. Its product is annotated as sodium-dependent neutral amino acid transporter B(0)AT1-like. The record is from RefSeq and is a predicted model, not a curated record. Lineage: Eukaryota; Metazoa; Chordata; Actinopteri; Centrarchiformes; Centrarchidae. The coding region runs from base 235 to 2115 and encodes 626 amino acids. Gene Ontology annotation, biological process: sodium ion transmembrane transport. Gene Ontology annotation, cellular component: membrane. The transcript is spliced from 12 exons.
CAAGAUACACCCUGUGAAUUAUCUUCAGGGACAUUUUAUAAUGUUGACACUCACCUCCACUCAGUAUCUUAAUAUGCUAGAUGAGAUGGAGUGAUAAAUGCGAUGUGAAAAACGUAAUUACACACACCAUCAGUUAUCAUGCUCUCAGAUAGCCAGCAGCACUGAGAACCUCACAGCUCCCAGAAGCUUUCUAGACAUUUUGGAUCUGUCCACUGGAUUAGCUCUACAGACAACAUGAGACUGGUUCUUCCCAACCCUGGGCUUGAAGAGAGGAUCCCCUCCCAUGAGGACCUGGAGAAAAUGGAGAAGGAGGAGGCUGGAGACAGACCCAAAUGGGACAACAAAGCGCAGUAUCUGCUCACCUGUGUGGGCUUCUGUGUGGGACUUGGCAAUGUCUGGAGGUUCCCUUACCUGUGUCAAAGCCAUGGAGGGGGUGCUUUUAUGAUCCCCUUUCUUAUCCUGCUCGUCUUGGAGGGUAUCCCACUGUUGUACCUGGAGUUUGCCAUCGGCCAACGCCUCAGAAAAGGCAGUGUAGGGGUUUGGGCUGCAAUCAACCCUUACUUGACUGGAGUCGGUAUUGCAUCCAUGACUGUCUCAUUCUUGGUGGGCAUGUACUACAACACCAUCAUCGCCUGGGUGAUGUGGUACUUUUUCAACUCUUUUCAAAGCCCCCUGCCAUGGAGCCAGUGUCCUCUCAAUGAUAAUCUCACAGAUGUAGUUUCAGAAUGCAAACGCAGCUCUCCAGUGGACUACUUCUGGUACAGAGAGACUCUGAACACCUCAGAGACUAUAGAAGAGGCUGGAGGUCUGCAGUGGUGGAUGGUGCUUUGUUUGGUGACUGCUUGGAGUGUGCUCUACAUAUGCUGCAUUAGAGGGAUUGAGACCACAGGCAAGGCUGUCUACAUCACAUCCACUCUGCCAUACAUAGUCCUCACUAUCUUCCUCAUCAGAGGACUGACUCUGAAAGGCUCUGUAGAAGGAAUCAAGUACCUCUUCACACCAGAUCUAGAUGAGUUGAUGAACCCAUCAACGUGGUUGGAUGCAGGAGCCCAGGUGUUCUACUCCUUUUCCCUGGCCUUUGGAGGUCUUAUCUCAUUCUCCAGCUACAACCCUGUUCAUAACAAUUGUGAGCAAGAUGCUGUUAUCAUCGCCAUUAUUAAUGGAUGUACUUCUGUCUAUUCUGCCACUGUUAUCUACUCCAUCAUCGGCUUCCGGGCAACAGAGCAGUUUGAUGCCUGCCUGAAUGAAAACAUCAUGAUGCUGCUGAAUGCAUUUGAUCUAACUGAGGGGAACAUCACAGAGAGCAACUAUGAUGAAGCGCUGCAAAACCUCAACAGUACGGUGGCAGGGCCCGAGAUCAUUCAGGGGCUGGGCCUCAGCACCUGCAACCUGAGGACUUUUCUGAGUGAUGGAGUGGAGGGAACAGGUCUGGCCUUUAUUGUGUUCACAGAGGCCAUCACAAAGAUGCCCAUUUCUCCCCUCUGGUCUGUCCUAUUUUUCAUCAUGCUCUUCUGUCUCGGGCUUUCCACCAUGUUUGGAAGUAUAGAGGGAGUUGUGGUUCCUCUGCAGGACCUAAACAUCUUUCCUAAGAAGUGUCCUAAAGAAGUGCUCACAGGAAUUGUAUGCCUCUCAUCCUUUGUGAUCGCGCUCAUCUUUGCUCUGCGGUCGGGUAAUUACUGGUUAGCACUCUUUGACAGCUAUGCUGGCUCCAUCCCUCUACUCAUUAUCGCCUUCUGUGAGAUGACCGCUGUAGCCUACAUAUAUGGAAUGGAUAGGUUUAACAAAGAUAUUGAAUUCAUGAUUGGACACAAACCCAACAUCUUCUGGCAGGCCAUGUGGAGAGUGGUCAGCCCUUUGAUUGUCUUGGUCAUUUUUGUGUUUUACUUUGCCACCAAAGUCAGCGCCAAACUUACAUACAUCACCUGGAAUCCAAGCUCGGCAAACUUUCCAGUGUUGGAGACACUAAUCUAUCCCACCUGGAUCAACAUUAUUAUCUUCAUUCUGGCGGGAGUUCCCAGUCUUUUGAUCCCCGGAUUUGCUUUGUAUAAAUUAUUCCAAAGAUGCUGCUGCAGCAAAACAAUAAAUGACAACAACAAAUUGGAGUGGGCUACUUGAUGAAGUCACAUUUCCCUCUAGAUGCAGAAAUAUGGUUUGUAUAUUCAAAUAUGCUGAAUCAUUAUGAAUAUUCUAUAAGAUUAUUAUUGUAUUUUUGGUGAAAAGAUAAGUAAGCAAUGCAAAACACUUACUUUCUGUUUCACACCUACUUGCUUGAGUUAAAUCUGAUCAACAGAUUUUAGGACGUUAAGAACUGACUCACAAAACAAUUUCAUUGUGGGGUCACUGUUAAUUAAAACCUACACAAAUACAUUAGUUAGUUUAUAUACUCAACUUUGAAAUAUACUAAGGCAACUACAAGGUUUCUGUUCUGGGUUCACUGUAUGUCCCUGUAUGUUAUUAAAUGACCUGUGGAGUAGUUUGUUGUUGUCAUUGUUUCCACAUGAAACUUUUUCUAUAACUCUAACUAUGUUAAUGCAAUAAAAAAAAG